Messenger RNA from Cyprinodon tularosa, 4915 nucleotides. It is a transcript of the gene rfx1a, whose product is annotated as regulatory factor X, 1a (influences HLA class II expression). The record is from RefSeq and is a predicted model, not a curated record. Gene Ontology annotation, molecular function: DNA-binding transcription factor activity, RNA polymerase II-specific; RNA polymerase II cis-regulatory region sequence-specific DNA binding. The transcript is spliced from 18 exons. Bases 196 to 2973 code for a protein of 925 amino acids. Lineage: Eukaryota; Metazoa; Chordata; Actinopteri; Cyprinodontiformes; Cyprinodontidae. Gene Ontology annotation, cellular component: nucleus. Gene Ontology annotation, biological process: regulation of transcription by RNA polymerase II.
CGGGUGGGUAGCAACAGUUGCCCUGGUGAGGACGAAGCGCCAUAGCCACGGUAGCCCUGGCGACAAGAACCCAGCAACGAGAAUCAACAACAACAACUGAAUCCACCAUAAAAAUAAAAAGAAGAUAUUUCACUUUCGGGGGCAAACGUACGUGGAAUCGGACGUGAAGUUCUAGGGUGAUUGCCAGCAUUUGAGAUGGCCACCUCAGCCUAUGUAGGGGAGCUGCAAUCACCAGCCCAACUCCAGGGGGCUGCUGUGACCGUUACACCAGGUCAGCCUGAUUCUGCCUCCAGCCCUGCAACUACUCCUCAGUUUCUGGCAGAGAUUCAAACUACUGUGGCUACCCCCACUGUCGUCACGCCCACAGGCCAAACUGCUCCCACCGAACAGGCUUCCUCUGUUGCCUCUCAGAAGCCUGCAGCAGGGAGUCAAACCCAGAGCGCAUCACAGACGCAGUACGUGACGGCAGAGAUCCAGGGUUCCCCCACGCAGUCUGGAAACGCUCAAAGCACCCCUCAGUACAUUGUUGUCACAGUCACAGAGGGUUCUCUUCACUCAAGUGACAGCGUGUCAGAUUCUAGCCCACCUCCAGCUGUUGUGCAGACAGGAGUUCCCACACAGGUUGUUCAGCAAGUGCAGACAGCCCAGCAGAGGUCGGUGGUGCAGGCCACUUCUCAAAUUGCCAAAACUGAGCCAGACACACAGCUCAGUGUCACCAAUCUACAGCCUGUUCACAUCACACAAGAAGUCCAGCAGCAGCUAGCUUCAGUGCCGGUGCAGCAUGUUUAUGCCAACCAAGUGCAGUAUGUGGAGGGAGGAGACAGCAGCUACACCACUAGCACCAUUCGCUCCAGCAACUUCCCCUACACUGAGACGCCCCUGUACACCCAGAGCACAGCUGCCCAGUAUUACGAAGGCCAGCCAACAUCGGGCGCUCAGGCCUCAUCCCCUGGCACAAGUUUGACAGUCGCCGUGACUGCAGGCACCACAGGGGGUGUGUCCAUGUUUGUGGCCCAGCCCACUAGUGCGGCAGGGGGCGGGGCCACUGUAGUGACCGCCGGGGGUACGGCCAACGGGUCAGAGGAAGGGGCGGGCACCAAUGGUAGCGCAGCAGGCAGCUAUGUGAUCCAGGGUGGUUACAUGCUGGGCAGUGGCAGCAACAGCAGCAGCAGCAAUGGAGGGGCGGCUGGGAACAGCCAGAACUACUCACACAGCGCCCGCGCCUCCCCAGCCACUGUGAGUAUUACAGAGGGCGAGGAGAGUAGCGUGCCGUCGGCAGACAAGAAGGUACAGUGGUUACUGGACAACUAUGAGACGGCUGAAGGAGUAAGUCUGCCUCGGUCCACUCUGUACUGCCACUACCUGCUGCACUGCCAGGAGCAGAAACUCGAACCAGUCAACGCCGCUUCUUUUGGGAAACUCAUUCGUUCUGUGUUCAUGGGGCUACGCACACGUCGCCUGGGCACCCGGGGUAAUUCCAAAUACCAUUAUUAUGGACUGAGAAUCAAGGCAGGGUCAUCUCUCCUGCGCCUGAUGGAAGACCAACAACAUUUGGCCAUGAGGCAGCAGCCAUUCUCUCAGAAACAAAGGUUGAAGCCUGUGCACAAAGUGGAAGGGAUGACCAAUGGGACAGCAGCAGGAGCAGGCCAGCAGCAACAGCAGCAGCAGGGAUCAGGGCAUGUGGACAUCAGCACCCAGGUUCAGCAGUACCAGCAGUUCCUGGGUGGGUUCGGUGAUGGUUUAUGCUACGAUGACAGUUAUCAGACAAUUCCAACGGAUGCUUCCCGAGCUCUGCCAGAGUUUCCAGACAUCGACCUCCAUGGAAAGUCUCUCCCAGAGGGAAUUGAACUGGACCACAUAAAAAGCUUUCAGCUGCUUUACAGGGAACACUGUGAGGCCAUACUGGAUGUGAUGGUCAAUCUGCAGUUUACACUGGUAGAGACUCUGUGGAAAACCUUCUGGAGGUUCAGCCAAAGUCAAGCUGGAGAUGCCCCAAUGGCUGUGCAUGAUGAGUCAGAGAAGCGCCUCCCGAAAUCCUGCCUGGUGUUGCUGUGUAAGUACGAACCAGUGCUGCGCUGGAGUCGUGACUGUGACAACAGCCUUUACCAGAGCCUGGUGGAGAUCCUUAUCCCUGACGUCCUCAGACCCAUCCCCAGUGCCUUAACUCAAGCCAUUCGUAACUUUGCCAAGAGCCUUGAGAGCUGGCUGACUAAUGCCAUGAUGAACAUCCCUGAGGAAAUGGUCCGCAUCAAGGUGACAUCAGCCAAUGCUUUUGCCCAGACGCUGCGCCGCUACACCAGUCUAAACCAUCUUGCCCAGGCAGCCCGGGCUGUCCUCCAGAACACAGCUCAGAUAAACCAGAUGCUCUCUGACCUCAACCGAGUCGACUUUGCAAACGUCCAGGAGCAGGCCUCAUGGGUGUGUAGAUGUGAAGACCGUGUCGUCCAGCGGCUGGAGCAGGACUUCAAGCUGACCUUGCAGCAGCAGAACUCAUUGGAGCAGUGGGCCGUGUGGCUUGAUGGGGUGGUCUCCCAGGUCCUGAAACCCUAUCAGCACAGUCCAGCCUUUCCAAAGGCUGCAAAACUCUUCCUACUAAAGUGGUCAUUUUACAGUUCCAUGGUCAUCAGGGAUCUGACCCUGCGAAGUGCGGCCAGUUUUGGCUCCUUUCACUUGAUCCGUCUGCUGUACGAUGAGUACAUGUACUACCUUAUAGAGCACAGAGUGGCCCAGGCUAAAGGAGAAACCCCCAUUGCUGUUAUGGGAGAGUUUGCCAGUUUAGGUCGCGGUUUGAACCAGAUGGAUCCUGACAAAGAAGAAGACGAGGAAGAAGAUGACGAGAGUGAGGAAGAAGGCCAGGAGCUGUCUCUUCCUCCUGAUGGGGCGGUUCUUGGAGAGGAGUCUCUGGAACCUCCUGCCAAGUUAGCCAGAACGGAUCAGCGAGUCCUCUUCACCACGGGCUCCGCUGACAACUAACCUGCUCCUGUUUGUCACAUCCACAGAUGUACAAAACCCUCCACUAAUUUAUACGUUUGAUAGCUGUAUGUAUGUAGAUCCAGUCAAUGAACACUGUCGCUGCAAACUGUUUUAAGUGGGUGCAAUGCUAUCCAAACUCUUUUUAACUGCUGCUGCCUGGAUGGCAAAACCACUUGUAGAGUUACACGACAUUCACAGCUGCAACAGGAUGUGUGGCUUUAAAAACCAUAAUCCUGAUGCACAGAGAAUCACAGAAUAACUUUUGUGUGAAUCUGUAAAAAAAAAAAAUAAUAAGAACCUAAAACUAGGCAUGUUUUAUUUAAAUCACAUCAACCUGUUGCCUAGUUAAAACCCCUGCUCUCCCCUCCAACCUGAACCCAUCACUGCCAUACGUAGGUGGUCUUUAAAUGCUGCAAUCUUUGUGUGUAGAGGAGAGCAGCAGAGUUCAAACAGUGGGCGCUAAAUGUGGUUGUUACUUAUCUGUGAAGAGCUACGAUAUUAAAAAAAACUGAUCUGAGAGCUGUAAAAAAAAACAAAGCAGAACAAAAACAGCAGGUUGGGGUGGCUUUGUUUAGUGUGCUUUUGUUUUCUGUCAGCACCAUUAAGCUGUUGUUUCUGAAAGCUGACCCGUUUAUUUUUUCCCUUGGUUGUGUGUGAUUGUAAGUAAUGGGAAGUGUUUCUGUAGAUAUUUUCUUACACAUUUGGGAGGAUUUGAUUCUAUCAGCCUGUAAAGAAAACAUACAUGUGUUUAUUGGGUGCCUCCUUUCAGCUGCUACACACUUGUAAAGUCAGAAGCUACAGCUGUUUUAUAGGGACUCCUACUAUAGUUUCACAACAGGUGUACUGUAUGCGUGACAUUUUGUUCAAAGUGCUUUAAUCCUGCCUAAUAAGUUCCUCUGUGGCCUCAUUUCCUUUGAGAUGUUAUUUUCUUGCCUUGUUCAUUAGUUUUCCUCAUUUUUGUGCCAAACCUUUUUCUUUCUUUGUGGCUACUUUUUUUUUCCUUUUUUUUUUAUUUUUCUGGGUUUGUUUUUAGGAGGACUGUGCCUGAGUAAGAACAUUGAAAUAUCCUACUGUAUAUUUAUCCACUAUCUCUGAAUUCUGUUGUCACUAAGUGAACCUCUCGUGCCGUGUGUGGUGCUGUGUUGUCUCACAUUGUAAGCAGCAUUUUUGUGUGCUUUAUUGAUUUGUGAUUGUAUGUUGAGUUAUCAAACCCUCGAUUAUAUCUGAUGACUUUACCACAGACAGGCUCUCUUUGCACAUAUUGACUGUUGUCUUUAAAAAAGUGAUACAAAGCUAGUUUUUUUUGUUUUCACCUUCAUCCUUGAAGUCUUAAGUGUAUUUCUAGUGGUGAGAUGUAGGCAUCAGAUCGCAUGUUAAUAUUUCAGAUCGCUCAGUUCAGAGACUUUGGAGGUGAGAAGUCUGAAAGCUUUUCUUCUUUUCCUGCACGGCCUGCACCGCCGUGUCUCAUCUCACUGCAUUUCAGCCAUCCUGCCAUUGGCUUUGUUUUGCUUCAACCCUCCAUAUUCUUAAACACUGUUCAUCAGAAUUGGUUGACGUAAACAUUUCAUCUAUUUUUUUUUCUGGAAUAUUUUAGUGCUCUGUCUUUAAAUGGCUGCAGUGCACAGGGAUUGACAGCUUUCAAACCAGCACAUUAGCUUUUAAAAUGGAAUCUAAUGCUACUACAGCUGAGAACAUAUCACUCCAGGCUUUCUAUGAUCGACACCAUUCAGAGUGGUUCAACCAGUGAAACUGUUUAGUCAUUUUUAUAGUGCGUUGUUUCUUAUGUACAAAACAAAUUGAAGUUAAUAAAAUAAGAUGUUCGGUGGCAGUGUUUUUUGAAUUUGGUCCGCUAUAAGUAUGACUGUGCCUUUGGAGGUGGUAGAAUGCAAAUCAGAUGUUUCUAAUUUUAAAGAUAUAAAUUAAAGGACUUUUUAAAAUGAAA